AGGCAAUUUGGCGCUUCUGUAAAAGCGGACGAAAUCUUCAAUCAAAAGUGCACGUGUUUUAUAAGUGAUAUUGAAGUUGUCUUACAGUGUUGUCGAGAAACUAGAAAAACCCUAGACGACCCCGAAGACGAGCUCUACCUUCAAAAUCUCGAAAUUUCUAAGAUAAAGAUCUACAGGGAAAAUUUAAAAAAUUCAACUGCAGAGCUUUAA
This is a messenger RNA of Clunio marinus, 210 nucleotides long. The record is from the annotation of a GenBank genome assembly. NCBI's taxonomy places the organism in Eukaryota, Metazoa, Arthropoda, Insecta, Diptera, Chironomidae.